Messenger RNA from Octopus sinensis (East Asian common octopus), 1943 nucleotides. RefSeq lists its product as uncharacterized. The transcript has 6 exons. Gene Ontology annotation, molecular function: potassium ion binding; magnesium ion binding; pyruvate kinase activity. Gene Ontology annotation, biological process: glycolytic process. NCBI's taxonomy places the organism in Eukaryota, Metazoa, Mollusca, Cephalopoda, Octopoda, Octopodidae. Gene Ontology annotation, cellular component: cytoplasm. The record is from RefSeq and is a predicted model, not a curated record. Bases 442 to 1668 code for a protein of 408 amino acids.
AGGACAUAGGAAUUUGGUGGGAAAACAAUGAGGGGUUAUUUUCGAGAACCGUUCUCCACUCGGGGGUGUUUCGGAACAAGUCGUCCAAAUCUCAGAAAACUGCACCUACUAGACUGGUUUUUUUAAAAUGUUUUUUUGUUUUGUGACCGGGUGCGACCGUGAUCCUUUUACUAUUUCAUUAUAACGCAUGCAGAAACAGACAAAACAAACGUUCAUUGUCACUAUCAAACUGCGGAGUGAGGGGAAUUUUGAGUAGGAGCUUUUCAUGAAAGAUUGGAAUUUGUGUUUAUUUUUUCCGUAUUCUUAAUCUCCAUAUUUUCCCACGUAGAUUGAUUGCAAAAAAAAUUCGAAAACUGGUUUUUAAAAAAACUCUAAUUUCACGUGAAUUGUUUUGUCAUAUUACUGCGUGAAAUUACUCUGAAAAAAAAUCUUUGCAGAAAGAUGGCAAUGAUAUCAAAUAAGGUGUGUGUAGCUUUUGGUUUAAUUGUAAUAAUACUAUUGCUUGGAUACACAUCAAUAAUAAAAAGGAGUCAAUUCACAGUCUCAAGAUUGAAAGAACCCAAGUACCAUGGUGAAACUAUUAAGAAUGUGACAGAAACUACCCAGAAGUUUGAUAAACCGAAGAUAAUUGCUGUUGCACAGGAUACAAAAGGACCCGAGAUAAGAACAGGCCUUCUCAAGGGUUACCAUGGUGAAACUAUUAAGAAUGUGACAGAAACUACCCAGAAGUUUGAUAAACCGAAGAUAAUUGCUGUUGCACAGGAUACAAAAGGACCCGAGAUAAGAACAGGCCUUCUCAAGGGUGAUAAUCUACGUUCAAGUGAGGAAACCUUUACCGCCAUUUACAGUAACCUUUCAAUAGACACUGCAAAUCUUUCCAAUGACAUCACAGUAUUGACUGCAUAUUUCAACAUCGGAGCCUUUGCAAAGGGAUCUGUCAGGAUUAAAUUUACACCUAGUAAUUAUUACGAAUGGAUGUCUGCAUAUGGCAAGAUGCGCAAUAAUCUAGUUGUUUAUACAGAUGAUGAACGAACAUACAAAACUUUUCAGAAGUUGAGGGGGAAUGUUUUCAAAGAACAAACCAAGUUAUUUUUUAUAAACAAGACAGAAUUGUUAUCAUUUCGGAUAGAAAAAAAUAUCUCUGAUAUAUUUAAACAACAGGGUUACCCAAAGCAUCUUCCCAAUACUGUUAUUCCCGAGUACUCUUGUGCCAUGCAUGCCAAAUAUGAAUUGCUUAACCGAAUCAUAAGAAAGAACUUUUUUCACACUAAAUACUUUAUGUGGUCAGAUAUUGGAUUAUUCCGAACACCUCAAAAUUCUUUAUUUAAAUUCGCACUACCUAAAAAUUUUGAUGAUACAAAAGUUGCCUUCAGCCGAGUAUAUGGUUUUAAUAGGAAUUCAGCAUACAAAGACAUUAUUUAUAAUAAUGCUGUGUGGCUUGCAGGUGGCUGUAGUCUUGGUAAAUAUGAUGUUUUGCUCAAAUUUACUCAAGAAUAUUUCAACUUUCUUCAUGAAGCUUUAUCCAUGAAGCUAGUGAGUACAGAUCAGCAAAUUAUAUAUGGGAUGUAUGUGGACAAACAAAAGCCUGUGACGAAGCUCCAACUUUAUGAAUCAGGUUGGUACGCAUUAAGCAAUACAUGUUAUGAAGCAGGAAAGGCACUAAUUUGAUUAAUAUCUUCCAUGCUUCAAAAAUAUGCAUGUAGUAAAACAAUACGCAAAAGAAUGUUUAGAAUCAUCAUUUUGUUAAGGAGCAUGUCACCUUAUGAUGAUAGCAUACUCUCUCUUUUACUCUCUUUUACUUGUUUCAGUCAUUUGACUGCGGCCAUGCUGCAGCACAGCCACUCCUGCGCCUAAUGUAAAUAUAUUUUGCUCAACUUUCCUUUCUUGCAUUCAUUUUGUUUCAUAUUUAACUAGCAGUAUCGCCCGGCGUUGCUCGGGUUUGU